Spinacia oleracea (spinach) is the source of this 2414-nucleotide messenger RNA. RefSeq lists its product as uncharacterized. Lineage: Eukaryota; Viridiplantae; Streptophyta; Magnoliopsida; Caryophyllales; Amaranthaceae. The record is from RefSeq and is a predicted model, not a curated record. Bases 194 to 1957 code for a protein of 587 amino acids. The transcript has 10 exons.
UAGUUUUUAAUUAGGUCUAGCAAGUUUUAUUUGAAACACCACGUCAAGUUCAUCUUCCUAACCCAAGCAGUUCAUCUCCUCCGCAGUCAAGCACCAUAGAGAGGAAGAACGGCACGUCGGCACUUCACCAUUACACCCAUCUUUUCCUUCGACAUCACACGCGUUAAGAACACCAAGAGAACACUAGUGUUAGAUGGCCAAAAGAAAUCUAGAUGCAAAAGAUUUAAAAGAGAAUGGUGAGAAAAGAAUGAGAACUAUUGAUAGCGAAGGAGGAAGUUUUAAGCAGAAGUUUGAAAGAAAAGAAGCAAAAGAAGGUCAUACGGCGGUACCUAAUGUGAGGUGUUGUCCAGAAAAAAUACUUGCACUAACAAUUUGUUUGAGUGAAGUACAACAACAAUGGGUAAAAGAAUUUGGUUUUGAAUAUUUGAUGCAUAUGGAUAACUUUCAGGUGAAUAGAAAACUUGCAUAUUGGCUAGUUAGUCGUUUCGAUCCAGAUAAAUGCAAAUUGAAAUUAAGAGAUGAUGUUUCUGUCGAUAUAUUUGCGGAUGAUAUAUCAUGGAUUUUAGGGAUUCCUAAUGAUGUGUUGACAGUACCCAUUAAAUGUAAGGAUAAAGAAUCAUACAAAAAAGAGCUCAAGAUAUAUAGGACAAAAGGUGGGAUUGAUAAUACAAAAGUUUUAAGUAAGUUUAACAACGACAUGCAAAAAAAAGAGUUCCAGAAACUAUUCCUUUUGUAUACAUUAGGAAAUUUUCUUUGUCCUAGUCAGAGUAAUAUGAUUAGCCCUCAGUUAUUGAAAACUGUCUUAAGUAUUGAAGAUCCAGCCAAAUAUAAUUGGGCUCAAUUUGUUCUUGAUCAUCUUGUGGUGGCUAUAAAGAAGUUUAAAGCGAGUGUUUCAAAACACAAGUGCAAUAGCACACGUAAAGCGGGAGGAUUUGGAGGAUGCAUUGUCUUUUUGCUCAUCUACUAUUUGGACCGCUUGGACAUUAAAAAGUCGAUUUGUUGGGAUAAUAGGGCUAGAAUAGUUGCAUGGGAUCGGGAAAGUAUGAAAGAGGCUAUCAAAGCAGAUUGGGAUGAGAAGAACGGUUUCGGAAGUGGCAAGUUAUUGUGUUUGAAUAGAUUUCAAUAUGGAUCGGCACAUCCUACUGAACCCGAUAGACCCUUGUUUAAGGAUGUAGGAAUGCAGAAUCCCUUGCCACUACUAACUCCGAAGGUUAAAUUGACCGACUUACGAUAUCGAAAUAGGGCAAGGAUAAUGAUUGAUAAAAAGUUGGAGAAAGUGAAACAAGAUGCAAAUGAUCAGGAAAUUCUGGAACAAGAUGUUGUAAAAAAUGUAUGUCAGGAGCAAGUUGAUGAAGAGGAAUAUGUAGUGUGUGCGGGUAAAGAAGAUGGUAAUGUAAAGAAAAUAAAUAAGGAUUGUGACAAUUUACAUGAUGUUGGAGCCAUUAAAGGGGAAGUUGAUACAUCAAUAAUUGUGAGAAAGAAGAUAAUGGCCACGAUGUCCAAUAAGGACUACAAGAUCCUCCAAUAUUUAAGAAGUCACAAAAAAACAAAAGAUGAAGAUAUUGUGGCAAUGUUUGGAGUAAACCAUGGAAAGCCACUUUAUUAUAUAACCAAAGAAGAGAUAAAUUCUUGUCUUCAAGUCCUAAAGCAUGUUAAUAGUCCGGUGGUAAAGACAUUUAUGUUUUUAUUGAACAUAGAGUGGAACAAGGAAGGAGUAGUUAAAGGUGGAAAAUAUGCAUUUGAUCCAGAUGUGUCAGUCUCGAUGGUUUGGGAGCCAGAGGUUCUUCACCAGAUGCUUGGUUUUUCUUCUUCCUUCCCCUCUUUAGAGGUUCACCAUCUUCAUCAGAUGCUUGGUUAUCCUUCUUCUUUCCCCUCCUUAGAGUUUCACCUAGUGACCUACGAGCUUUACUCUUUUCACGACCUUUUGUACGGACGACAUCUGGAUUACUAUACUUAAUUGGGGAAUGAUCUUCAACAUCCUUGUCAACAUUUUCAACAUUGGGAGUAUCUUGAUUAUCUACUAUUUCUCCGCUUAGAGAUUUUAUCCAUGUACCAUCUAAUAAAUCUUUUGAUACAUUCUCUAUCACAUUUUCUACAUAGUGACACUUUUGAAUUGAGUCAAUCACAUUAUCAAUGAUGGAAUAGAAUUUACUCUCUAUACGCUUUGAUCUCUCCAUCUCGCUUGUCCAUUUACCUCCAAUUCCAAGAAGUUUGAUGUUACCGUGUUCCCUUUCGACAUCUUUCCUCCAUCGUCUUAAUAUGUACCUUUCAUGUACUAGUGUCAAGUUUCUCUUGAAUAGAACCUUAAAAGCAUGUCUACAUAAAAAGCCCUUCCAAUCAAACAAUCUACAUAUGCAAUUAACCUCCAUGGUAGAACUAUCAAAUAAUACCUUGUAAUCCUUCAUUAUCACUUU